Phascolarctos cinereus (koala) is the source of this 6696-nucleotide messenger RNA. It is a transcript of the gene OTUD3, whose product is annotated as OTU deubiquitinase 3. Gene Ontology annotation, biological process: protein stabilization; protein K11-linked deubiquitination; protein K27-linked deubiquitination. The record is from RefSeq and is a predicted model, not a curated record. Gene Ontology annotation, molecular function: cysteine-type deubiquitinase activity. Lineage: Eukaryota; Metazoa; Chordata; Mammalia; Diprotodontia; Phascolarctidae.
UCGAGGGACGCGGCGCAAGCGCAGAAGCUGCUCUGCUGUUGCCCCGGCGCCGCUGCCGCUGCAGCCGCCGCCUGCCUUGCCUCGUCAGCUGCGCUCGGGGCGUCGUCUCCCUGGCCCGGCGCCUGGGCCAGGGGCUGGGUCAUGUCCCGAAAGCAAGCGGUGAAGAGCCGGCCGGGCAGCGGCCGGAAGGCCGAGGCGGAGCGGAAGCGGGACGAGCGCGCGGCUCGGAGAGCCCUGGCCAAGGAGCGGCGGAACCGGACGGAGCCCGGCGCCGGCGGCGAGGAGGAGUUCGUCAGUUUCGCCAACCAGCUGCAGGCCCUGGGGCUCAAGCUGCGCGAGGUGCCGGGCGACGGCAAUUGCCUGUUCCGAGCUCUUGGGGAUCAGUUAGAGGGACAUUCACGAAACCAUCUCAGACACAGACAGGAGACUGUUGACUAUAUGAUAAGACAGCGGGAUGACUUUGAACCUUUUGUGGAGGAUGAUAUUCCCUUUGAGAAACAUGUUGCCAGUUUGGCAAAACCUGGCACUUUUGCUGGAAACGAUGCAAUUGUAGCCUUUGCAAGAAAUCAUCAAAUGAAUGUUGUUAUUCAUCAGCUUAAUGCCCCUUUGUGGCAGAUUCGUGGUACAGACAAAGCCAACGUCAGGGAGCUGCACAUUGCGUAUCGCUACGGAGAGCACUAUGACAGCGUUCGGAGGAUCAAUGAUAAUUCAGAAGCUCCUGCCCAUCUUCAGACAGACGUGAGCAUGUUUCAGAUGCUUAAUAAAGAUGACUCAAACAAGAGAGAGAAGAUUAAGCCAAAGGAGGAUGACUUUGAAGAUGACUUGAAAGAUGAAGUAGAAGAUGCCGUACAGAAAGUUUGUAAUGCAACUGGAUGUUCAGAUGUUAAUUUAAUAGUACAGAACUUGGAAGCUGAGAAUUACAAUAUUGAAUCUGCAAUACUUGCGAUGGUACAGAUGAACCAGGGGAAAAGAAACCCACAAUACCUUUCUUUGGAUGAGGCAGAGGAGAAACCAGAGAUCUGUGGCAGAGCUCAGAAACAGCGUGGCUCCAUAUGGGAGGAGGGCGGCAGUGGUAACAGAAUCUUUGGAAAUCAAGGCUUAAGUGAAAGUGGAAAUGAAAACAAUAAAACACAAAGCAGUCCUGUUGGAGAAAUCAAAACAAGUAAAAGCCAGCCCCUCAAGGUAACAAAUAAACAAAAGAGAGAGCAGCAGCGCCUGGAGAAGAAGAAGCGCCAGGAGGAACGACACCGCCAGAGAGCCCAGGAGAACAGGAGUAACAACCCUGACAACAAUCGCAGCGAGGCAGAUGCUAGUGCACAGGUCACCUUGGUGAAGACCUUUGCUGCUCUCAACAUUUGACUGCUCUUGGUGUCUUCUAAAACGAUAAGCUGAUGGAAAAUGGAUUGCUUAAUAGGAAAUAGACUGAACUUUAUGAUAAGGCCAUCAUUUAAAAAAAAGAAAAGAAAGGAAAACACUUACAAAAGAUAUUCAAAAAUAUUAGUUUGUCCCUAGCUCUUUUUAAUUUAGCAUUUCAUUAGUGAUGUGUUCUUUUUUGUUGUUGUUUUGACCACACGUGCAGUAAAAAUUACCUUCUGUAAAACUCAAGAACUUAGGAAUGGUUAAUUAGGUCAGUGGAACAUUUUAAGUGUAGCUCUGCUCUCCCUGACAAUGAGUUCAGUGGUUAUGGACUCUUUCCUUAAUGUUUGGGGUGAGUUUUGCCGUCUUGUUCACAAAUUAAUUCAAGUUAGUAGUUUCAAAUUUAGAAUGACAAGCCUUUUUUCUUUCCCUGGUUUAUGUACAGACAUUAAUAUACAGGGUAGUUUGCAAAUGAUCUCCAACUCAGGAACAAGUUUAGAUUUCUUUUAUUUUCUUCUGAUCCGCAUUGUAUAGACAAAAAUUCAGGAACUGUUUUUCCAAAGCUGUAUAAUAUAGGGGCAGAUGGGGCCUAUAGUAAGGGUGAAAAUCGAAUAAUUUAGAUUUCUCCCCCUCCUGGAUUUUGAGUUUCAACCUGGACCAGGUGCUUUUCAUGUCUAGUUGUACUCAAGCCAUAUGCUAGCUAAUGCUUCUGACUGUUAAAGAGGGAAGGAAGAAAAAGCAGAAUUGUAGAUUUAUUGGUACCCAUUUCUUUGAAAUGGAAAAGAUUGCCUUAUUGUUUACAAAACAUUUCUGGAACUUUGGACAUGACUGGAACAGGAUUUUCUUCUCUUUCAUAAUAAUGAAGGGGAGGUCAAGGAUUUUCCUGACCCAAUGUCUGAGAAGAACCUGCCUUCAAAGGGAUUCUUUAUGUGUAGGACUGUUUUUAUAAAGGGAGAACCAUAUAUGUUAGGAAGAAUGAUUUUUGUUUUUGUCUUUUUCCCCCAAGUUGAUAUUUUAAACAUCUCAGAUUUCUUCCCCUCUAUUUUAGAUUUGGAAAGCUGCUAUCAAAGAUGUCAGGGGAACUUAACUGUGUUGAUCCAUGAAUUAAAAUUUCUUUAGUGUCAUGGAAAUCAAAUUCCUUGUAAUAAUGAACUUAUUUCUCAUUCUUGGGAUUUUGAUAGUACAAAGAGCUCACUGCAUUGUCAUUGUGGAUCAUGGGUCAGAACAGGUAUCUCGGCUAAGGUCCUUAAACUAUAAGUCUAAUUCUGAAAUUGCAUAGCAAGGCUCGAGCAAUUUGAGCAUGUUUUCUCAGGAUUCUUAGCUUGUGUGAAGGAAAACUUUUCUAUCUGGGAAUAUCUGUGUAUAUGGUGUCUAAUCUUCAAAUUUCGACUGGUUUGUGUGAAAACAGUAAUUGAUGAGUCGUAAGUUAUAUUAUGAACUGGUUUCCCAUUAAAAAAAAAAGUUUACCCCAGUUGUAAAGAUUCCCGUAAGGGAGACCUAUAAAAGCAGUAUUUGAAUUGUAUAGAUACUGUUGUCUGGGCUGGCCCUGGAUUCAUGGAAUUAUCUUUUUAGCAGCAGCAUCUAUGCUUUCUUUGGUUUGAAUGAUGUGUUUUGAUUUUUUUUUCUCUCUAUUUUGAUGACCUUUUGAUUGGAACAUUAACAUUUCCUGUGAUUGUUCCCAGGACAUUGUGGUUUGGGAGUUUUCCAGAGUGCAGAUUGUAAUAUUUAUCAGGUUUCUUAAACAGCUGGGUGGAGACAGACCAUGCCUACUGGUCAAUAGCUUUUUUCCUUCUGCAUAUUGUAGAAUCCCUUGAUUGAGAUAGUCUCCGUUAUUUAAGCAAGAGAUUCCUUUUGUCUUUGAGAGCUAGCUUUGAGUGUUCCUGAACACUUUUAUAAACAGAAUUUAGGGUUGGUUACUCUGUUGGUGUUCAUCUGGACACAUUCCUAAUUGGGACCAAGCUUUUUCUGAAUGAGCUGUCUUUCUGUUCUGUUGGGUUUGUGCUCCUGUGUGACAGCUGACAGAGGAGAGUGGGCCCCAUCAGAAAGAACAAGAAGAGUGACGUGAACGUGAAAUUCAGGAGAAUUUUUAAUGAGAGGUAACUGAAGGGACCCAUUGUAGGAAAUAUUGGAGGAAACUACCUCUUUGCUUCAUUGGUCACUGUUAGUGGUCAAGAGGAGCAUGUCUGUCUCUAGGAAUUUGGGAGGCACUAUAAAGAUUAAAGGACAUUUAUUUUGUCAUAUCUUCUUGUUUCUGGGAUUGGGUAAUUUAUAAUCCAUAAAAUUUCUGGGAUUAAAUGACAGUGGCUCAGUUCAUCAACUAGCUGCUUCAGUGAUUUGUUUUAUUGUUUUCUCUCACUUCUUCAGUUGUAAAUUGGUACUGUUUAAGUGCUAAUUUUUAGGAAUUGGGAAUAUGGAUUUUUAUCUUAGGCAUCUUUUAGCUUAAGAUUUGAUUUAAGAAUUUAUUGCCUGAGUUUCCCAUAAAGCAGGAUAAAUGGAAUCUAUGUAUGUCUCUUGAUAGGACCUUGACAUUAGUAUGCAGCCUCAAUUUGGAAAGCUCUAUAUUUUGAAUAUCUGCUAAGACCACUUAUUGGUGGCUGCCAGCCUAGCCAGGGUCACCCAUUUGAAUCAUGAUUAGAGAUUGAAUCUGUGCUUAACUUUCAUGUCACUGGGAGAUAUUUAGUGUUCAGUGGAAUUAUCCCUGAAUGCUCUUACUGCAGAGAAAAGAAGGGAGCCCUCAGAAGCUCUGUGGUAGUUUAGUUAGUAGCACUACAUUUGUAAAAGUUUUAAAAGAAUUUUUCAUAUUAGGGUGGGAGGGGAAAAAUCCUCAUUGGUGGCAGCUGAACCAGAGAGAAAUGUGUGAGUCAGAGCAAUUAUAUUUAGUACUCAUAGAAGCUACCAGAAUGGAUUGUGGAAUUCUAUUUUCUCUCUGUGUGUGUGUGUGUGUGUGUGUGUGUGUGUGUGUAAGCAUAAUACUCUUUUGACACAUUGAAUCUAUGCUUUCAGGUAUGAUCUCUGGGUGAGGAAGUUGUGGCAAAAAUAAAACUCAAAACUGCUAGUUGAGGACCAUCUAGAGUUUCUUCCAUAAGCACAGAAAACAUUUCCAUAGCUCUCUUGGCAUCAAAGGUUUGCAUUGUGGGACCUCUCUUGUGGAGCAGCUAGACCUGGGCUCAGGAGAAGCCGGAAUGUAGGUAAUUUCUAAUGCUCUGCUAAUGAUACUGUAGGGAAGGCUUUGCCUGUGAAAGUGCAAUUGAACCUUUUGUGAAUGAGUUAAAUGGGCUGUGUUGGGCAUUCAGCAAGCUCCCAUUGUAAAUAUGCCCUGACAUCCCUUUUCAACUAAUCGUAGAUCUUGAUUCCACUGCUGCAGUUUUUCUAGUUUAGGGGAACCCUCCCUAGGCCUUGCCUGAGUUUUAUUGGGUUGACAACAGUGAUCUCAGUUUACUGUUCCUGAAAUGCUCAAUUCUAAUGAAACUUUUGAUCAUUUUCAAAGCAGGAAGUAAAGAAAUUCAGAUGUGUGUUCUGGGGCAGAAACAACCUCAGAAAAGCAUGCUUGCCAGCUAGAUCCUUCUAGAGACAAAUAGUGCAGUUCAUUGCAUAUAUAGUCUUAGUCUGUCCUCGUUUUGUGGAGUAGAAGUACAGGUAUGCACAUUUUGGCCUCAGGGCACUAGUCAUUUCAAAGCUUUUAACUACAGAAACUAUACAAUUUGCCUGUAUAUUGUUGGUCUUAGUUAUUUCCUAGUGUUAUUCAUCUCAGACUUCGGAGUAGAUAUUCAAAAUCAGAGAGGUUCAUACAGUUAUGUUUAUAUGGAUGGCAUCAUUGAUUAAUAGACAUCACUUUUUAUAGGGAGAUGUCUUCCUACAAAGUUGAAAAUACAUUUUUUAAGUUGACUAUUCUAAAAUUUUAAGUUUUGUCCCCAAGUUGUGAUGAUAAUAACUCACAUUUACGUAAUACUGUAACAAAGUAGUUUUCCCAAAGCAACCCUGUGAGAUUGGUAGUGCAAGUGUUACCCCCAUUUUAUAGAUGUGGAACCUGAGGCUUAGAAAAGGGAAGUGGCUUGCUCAUGGUCACAUAGCUGAUAAUUGUCAGAGGCAGGAUUUGAACCCAGGUCUGUUGACUUCCAAACCAGCACUCUUUCUAUAGCACCAUGCUGCCUAAUGCUGAAAAUGAUCAGAAUCCCUUUAAAAUCAUGUUCAAAUGAAAGAUGGCAAUUUUCUGAGAACAUCAUAAUAUUGACAGUAAGUCACAAAGUGUAAAUACUGUUCUCUAUCUCAAAAUGUAUAUCUUGAGGAGAGAGCCAUAUGAGAGAUGUAUGCCGUGUCUGUUUCCUGGAUGUUUCUGUUUAGAUAUUUAGUAGUGUGGGUACUAAUUUUUGAAACUUAUUUCCAAAAGCAUAAAUUUCUAUACAGUAAAUUUCUUUUAAGCCAGAUACACCAGUGAUGCAGAACCCCCCCCCCCCACCCCUUGCCCCCAUUACCUGACUCUCAUCAGGGUUGGUAGGAGUGCAAGGUAAGUUACCACUUAAUGAUGAUUCUGUGGUCCACAUGAAGUGGAUUGGCAGGUGUGAUGCCAGUCCUCGUUAGGGAAUAUGCGAAAGAUUACUUGUCGGAUUUCCUUACAAUGAUUUGAACUUGGACAUGGAGACCGAACUACUGUUUGUUCCUCUGGCUGCUCUCUUUGUUAGAGCUUCUGACAUGGAAGUGUUUGGGUAUGACCCUUAUGUUGUUCUGCCUUUACUUCCCCUUUUUCUGUGGAUUAAAGGGCAUCUGGUUUCCCUGGCUAUCAAUCUGGUAUACUUCAACAGCCAUAUAUUCACAUAAAAGAAAGAAAGGAGAGAGGUGAAUUGUCAUGUCAAGCCUGCCUGCCCUUGAGUCUGCAGCUGCGGUGCUGGUAUACUACCAUGCCUUUUAUGAAGGGUGUGAAUGUGUGUCAAUGUACGAGGGGCCUUCUCUUUUGUCAGAUUGCACUACACUUGUUCUAGCUUCAGUUUGGAGAUAUUUAAGACCUCCAUGGGGUCAUGAUCCAUAGACUUAGCAAGUCUUGCCUUAUCUAUGGAAAUUGAUGAUGAGAAAUGUGUCCUAGAGUCUAAUGUCUGUAGUUUAUACCCCAAAGUGUUGUUUUUUUAAAAAUUCUGUCAAUAUAAGUCUUUUUAAUUUUUGAUUUACCAAAGUACUGUACUUGGCUAUUUGCAGUGUUUUCAAACCAAAUGUUUCUGUUUUGUGUUCUUAAUUUUAAAUUCUUGGUGCAAUAGAAGCUGCAAAGAUGUGCCGCUUUAUCUAUGAAAAUGGAGUUUUGUAUUCUGAUGAAAUCUAGAUUAAAAACCAACUUUAAAGUUGUUUUACCAA